Molecule: messenger RNA, 861 nt
Organism: Necator americanus (New World hookworm)
Lineage: Eukaryota; Metazoa; Nematoda; Chromadorea; Rhabditida; Ancylostomatidae
Exons: 7
Coding region: 1-861 (286 amino acids)
Source: RefSeq, a predicted model, not a curated record
AUGAACAUCCUACCGAAAAAGAAAUGGCACGUGCGUACCAAAGAAAACAUCGCUCGUGUUAGGAGGGAUGAGGCAAAAGCGGCAGAGGAAGAACAAAGACGACUGGACAGAGCGAUCACAGCGGAGAAUGAAAGACGUCUGGAAGCACUGCGAACGCAAGCAGCCAAAAAAAAUGCUAGUAUGGAACCAUUUGCUCUACGAUCUUCCUCAGAAGCAACACUCUGUACCUCCACUGGACACGUCAAUUUCUUCGAAGAUCUCGAGCGGGCCGAAGUUCAGAACUUUACUCAAGGAAAUAAGGAGUAUGAAGAAGAAAAGCGCAAAGAGCAAGCAGAGUGGGAUUCAAAAAUGGGCAUCCAGAAGGGUUUUGCUGAAGGAACAAAGGAGCUGAAUAAAGAACAGGAAUGGUAUGCAAAAAUAACGAGGCCGGUUGCCAAAAAUGAGGCUAAGGAAAAGCCCAUUCCUCUGGCAGCACCUUCUACUUCAGUAAAGAUAGAUAAGGAAGAGAAAAGAGGGGAUAAGGAAAAGAAAAAAAGGAAGAGAAAACGGCAUCGAGACAACAGCAACGAUAGUGGAGAUUCCAGUGACUUGGAGAGAAGAAAGAAGAAGAAGAGGAAGAAAGAGAAGAAGAAAAAGAAAAAGCAUCAUCGACAUGACAGCUCCGACGGCAGUCAAAAUGAUGAGCUCGAAAUGGAGAUCGAAAAACGGAAUAAGCUGGCUGCCCUUCGAGAAGAACGACUUAUACGGGAAAGAGCUGAGAGACUCCGCACUCAGCAGCUAUUGAAUCCUACGAAGGCGGCGGCGGCUGCACCUAAGCAAAAAUACAAUUCUAUGUUCAAUCCUGAAUUAAGUAGAAAAUAG